Messenger RNA from Mauremys reevesii (Reeves's turtle), 2502 nucleotides. RefSeq names its product LIM domain containing preferred translocation partner in lipoma (gene LPP). Gene Ontology annotation, cellular component: stress fiber; focal adhesion. The coding region runs from base 444 to 2300 and encodes 618 amino acids. Lineage: Eukaryota; Metazoa; Chordata; Testudines; Geoemydidae. The record is from RefSeq and is a predicted model, not a curated record. The transcript has 13 exons. Gene Ontology annotation, biological process: cell-cell adhesion.
UCAUGGAGGAUGGAGCUUUAGAGGUGGGACCCACAGUUCUGCUGAUGUGAAUUGGGUUUUGCCCAAGAACGGACAAAAGCUUUUCGCACAUUCAGGCAGCCAAAUACAAGGGCAUAGCUUGAGCUCCUUGCAGAGGGAUUUUUCAGCAUAACGCCCAUCAACGUUGAAAUUCAGAGGAGUGUGAAUGUGCGACCUGUUGGAUGUGAGCGUCUUCUUUUAAAGCAGACUUGCAAUAUCCUAAUCUCUCACUUGCCUGGGGUACUGUACAGAUGCAUAAUGAGGAGACUGUUCAUUCCCUGAAGAGCUGACAGUCUAACUAGAGAAGACAGACAAAAGGUGCGAGAUGAAGCAGCAGUACAAAGAGGUGAAGAGACCCUUCAGCGUUCCUGUAAGUACGUCUCAUCCUGGGAUUGGAGGGCGCCUCCUGAUUUGAGAUCUGAACCAUGUCCCACCCAUCAUGGCUGCCGCCAAAGAACACCAAUGAACCCAUCGGUCACGUCACUGCAAGAAUGGAGACCACGCAUGCUUUUGGGACCCCCAGCAUCUCUGUGUCCACGCAGCAGACGCCAAAGAAGUUUGCACCCGUUGUUGCACCAAAGCCAAAGUACAAUCCAUACAAACAGCCGGGGAGUGAUGAUUUCCCGCCGCCGCCGCCGCCACCACCACUUCCUGGAGAUGAUCUCGGGAACCUCCCAGCGCCUCCUGGUGCCUUUCCCCCCCCACCUUCUACGGAUGAGGCUGCUUUCAGUGUGCAGGUAAAUCCCGGUGAGAAGACGCUUGAAGAAAGACGAUCCAGUUUAGAUGCGGAAAUCGACUCCUUGACCAGCAUCCUGGCUGACUUGGAAAGCAGCUCCCCAUACAAGCCACGGACUCAACAGGGCUCUGGGUUCGCCACCGGCUCCCCAGUUACUUCUCCCCCGGGAUCUACUCCGGUUACUGGGCACAAGCGGAUGAUCAUUCCCAACCAGCCGCCUCUGACUGCCACCAAGAAGUCUACUGCCAAGGCACCGGUGCAACCUGCUGCUCCGCCCGCCCCAGUCCCAGUUACUCCUGUUGGUACACUAAAACCUCAGCCACAGCCAGUUCCAGCUUCUUAUAUCACCGCGUCCACUCCCACCCGACCGGCGUUCAACGUACAGGUGAAAACAGCCCAGCCAAGCCCUCACUUCCAGCCACCUGGCCCACCGCCCGUUCAGUACGGGCUGGGUUCAAACCAGUCCUACGCUCCUCUGCCAGCACGGCCCCCGGGGCCAGCUCAGUAUGUUCCAUCUCAGCCUCGUGGCCCUGACUAUGGGUAUGCUCCCCAGCCUGCACGUCCUUCGGAGCCUGGCUAUGGCUAUGCACCUUCACAGGGGAGGUAUCAAGAUCUUUACUACCCUGCAGGCCCUGGAUAUGGCGGAAGAAAUGGCUCAGAACCAUCCUAUGUGCCGCAAAACACCUGGAAGCCCGAGCCGGCCUAUCCCACAGCUAACACCAUGGCCCAAAAUCCACCUGGGCCGUACCAACCGCCCAGCACAAAGAAGACCUACAUUACGGAUCCGGUGUUGGCACCUCCUCCACCACCCAUGCAGCCAAAGAGUGGGUACCCUGCUUCUGGCUCGGCAUCGAACGUUCCUUUGUUCAGACCCGAGGAUGAGCUGGAACAUCUGACCAAGAAGAUGCUGUACGACAUGGAGAAUCCGCCCUCUGAUGACUACUUCGGCCGCUGUUCCCGUUGCGGUGAGAAUGUUGUCGGGGAAGGCACUGGCUGCACCGCCAUGGACCAAGUGUUCCACGUGGAAUGUUUUACCUGCAUGACCUGUGGUAACAAGCUCAGAGGCCAGCCUUUCUACGCGGUGGAGAAGAAAGCGUAUUGUGAACCCUGCUACAUCAACACACUGGAGCAGUGCAGCGUCUGUGCCAAGCCCAUCAUGGAGAGGAUCCUGCGCGCCACGGGGAAAGCCUACCACCCCCACUGCUUCACCUGUGUGAUGUGCCACCGCAGCCUGGAUGGCAUCCCCUUCACUGUGGAUGCCGGAGGGAACAUUCACUGCAUCGAGGAUUUCCACAAGAAAUUUGCACCGCGAUGUUCCGUGUGUAAGGAGCCCAUUAUGCCUGCCCCCGGUCAAGAGGAGACCAUACGCAUUGUGGCAUUAGAUCGUGACUUCCAUGUCCAGUGCUACCGGUGUGAGGACUGUGAUGGCCUCCUGUCUGAAGGGGACAAUCAGGGCUGUUACCCUCUGGAUGGACACAUCCUUUGCAAGACGUGCAACUCAGCUCGGAUCCAGGCACUCACCGCUAAGGCCAGCACUGACCUUUGAGCAUCUACCACCACACUCCCAUAUUUGCCUGUUGGGGGAAUUGCACAACCUUUCCAUUUAGCAUGACUCCUUUCCAGCCUAGGACCUAAUUCUCUAUUGAACAAGUAAAGCUGGAAGGCCUUGGGACAAGCGGGCAGUUUCUAAGUUUAUCUCUAUUUGAUUCACAUCUCCUAAGAAGCACAUUAAAAUUGGGAUGAUUGGG